Clunio marinus is the source of this 249-nucleotide messenger RNA. NCBI's taxonomy places the organism in Eukaryota, Metazoa, Arthropoda, Insecta, Diptera, Chironomidae. The record is from the annotation of a GenBank genome assembly.
AUGUCGGAUGAAACUAUCCAAAUGUCAGUCAUCAAAAACGCUUCAUAUUGCUUAACAUCAUUUCAAAUAAAAACAAAUCAAAUAUUAGAAUUUACUCUCAAUGCGAGAAUUGAACAAUUUAUCACAAAAACUACAUCAUUAAUUAAUCCAAUGAAUAACAAAAUUCUUAAACAUCGGAAAGAAAAAACAAGCGAACUAUUUAGACAUGUUGAUGGGAACAAUGGCAAGGAACAGCAAGACAAAAAUUAA